AUGGGCAUUGGAAAACUUGCAUUGUUUCUGCUAUGUGCGUUUCUCUGUCAACUUGUUUUCUCCUCAUCUUUACCUCAUUUGUGCCCCAAUGAUCAAGCCCUUGCUCUUCUUCAAUUCAACAAUGCGUUUACUAUAAAUCUUGAUGCUUCUUCUAGUGAUUACUAUCCUAAAACAGUUAAAUGGAAUAGGAGCACAGAUUGUUGUUCAUGGGAUGGAGUCAAGUGUGACGAGACGACAGGACAAGUGAUUGAGCUUGAUCUCAGUCGCAGCCAACGUCAAGGCAAGUUUCAUUCCAACAGUAGCCUCUUUAAACUCUCCAAUCUCAAAAGGCUUGAUUUGUUUGAAAAUGAUAAUUCUGGAUCGCUCAUUUCACCUAAAUUUGGUGAGCUUUCUAGUUUGACGCAUCUUGAUUUGUCAUAUUCAAGUUUUACAGGUAUAAUCACAGCAGAAAUAUCUCGUCUUUCUAAAUUGCACGUUCUUAGUAUCGAGAGUGAUCCAUAUGAGCUUAGAUUCGAACCUCACAAUUUUGAACUGCUCCCUAAGAACUUGACCCAAUUAAGAGAACUCCACCUUAGCUCUGUGAACAUCUCUUCCACCAUUCCUCUGAAUUUCUCUUCUUAUUUGACAACUCUACACCUUUCAGACACGCAGAUAUACGGGAUAUUGCCCGAAGGAGUUUUCCACCUUUCCAACUUGGAAUCUCUUGAUAUAUCAUUCAAUCCCCAGCUCACUGUUAGGUUUCCCACAACCAAAGGGAAUAGCAGUGCAUCACUCAUGGAGUUAUAUCUCUAUAGUGUGAAUGCUACUAGUAACAAUGAGUUGAAUGACACAUUUCCUAAAUGGUUGAGAGCCCUACCGAAUCUGAAGAUUCUAAGACUGAGAUCAAAUAAGUUCUUUGGCCCUAUAAAAGAUUCAUCGACUUACAAGUUUGCUCAAAUUCAAGUCAUAGAUCUCUCAUCCAAUGGAUUUAAUGGAGAUUUACCAGUGAGCCUCUUUGAGAAUUUUGAAGCCAUGAAAAUAAUUGGUGAGAAUAGUGGAACCCGAGAGUAUGUAGGAGAAGCAUUUUCUUAUGAUUACAAGAAUUCUUUGAUAGUGACAACAAACGGACUGGAUCAUGAACUUCCUCGAGUUUUGACUACAGAAAUAAUUAUCGAUCUCUCAGAAGGUCAUAUCCCAAGCAUUAUUGGAGACCUCAUUGGGAUUCGUACGUUGAGUUUAUCUCAUAAUCGCUUGGAAGGUGAUAUACCAGCAUCAUUGCACCAAUUAUCUGUACUUGAAUCAUUGGAUCUCUCAUCCAACAAAAUCAGAGGAGAAAUUCCACAACAACUUGCAUCCCUCACAUUUCUUGCAGUCUUAAAUCUCUCUCACAAUCAUCUUGUUGGAUGCAUCCCCAAAGAAAAACAAUUUGAUACGUUUGAGAAUAGUUCAUACCAAGGGAAUGGUGGGUUACGUGGAUUGCCACUCUCAAAAGAUUGUGGCGGUGAUGAAGGGGUACCACAAGCGACAACUCAAGUUGGGCUAGAUGAAGGAGAAGAAGGAGAUUCAGCAAUAAUAAGUUGGCAGGCGGUUCUCAUGGGGUACGGUUGUGGACUUGUUAUUGGACUAUCAAUAAUAUACAUAAUGUUGUCAACUCAUUAUCCAGCAUGGUUUUCGAGGAGGGAUGUAGAAUUGGAACACAAAAUUCUUAAGAGAAUGAAAAAGCACCAGAAAAGACAUUAG
This is a messenger RNA of Solanum stenotomum, 1719 nucleotides long. RefSeq names its product receptor-like protein 9DC1. Gene Ontology annotation, molecular function: protein binding. Lineage: Eukaryota; Viridiplantae; Streptophyta; Magnoliopsida; Solanales; Solanaceae. The coding region runs from base 1 to 1719 and encodes 572 amino acids. The record is from RefSeq and is a predicted model, not a curated record. The transcript has 2 exons.